CAACACAACACUGUCAACAAAAAAAAACAUAACACCGUCAACAACAAAAAAAAAAACACAACACCAACAAACAUAAAAGUAACACUUUUCGUUCUUUUCCCCCCUUUCUUUGUUCACACACACUGUCUCUGGUUUCUUCACUCCCUUUGCUCAUUCCCCAUAUAAACAAAAACCACACACACCCUCUUUUCAUUUUCCCCCUUUUUAUUUACUUUUUUUCUCUCUGCUUCUGUGAUCUUUUCUUCUUUCUUUUUUCUUUUCAUUGAAAAAACAAUUUUUGUUAUUAGGGUUUGAAAUGUGGUGGAAGAAUGGAACAUUCUGAAUCCGAUUCCGUUGCAGUUUCAUACUCCAAAGACCCCCAAUCGGGUUCUGAGGUACAACAACCUUCUUCCCCCGUUGAUCAUCCUCCACCGUCAGAUCUCAAUCAUGCGGCUGAGGAUGAAGACGCACUCACUGAGGAGCUUCAGAACAAGUUGGAUUUGAAGAGUAAAGGUGAAGAUGAAGGGGUUGAUGAAACUGAAGAUAAAGUUUCUAACUUUGAUGAUGGUGAACAAGUUUGCGAUGAAGAAUCUGUUAAGGGUGAAGAAGUGGUUGAUGGAGAUAGCAAGGGGUGGGAUACCAAUAGUUGGAAUGAUAAUGUCAAUGAAGAGGUUGAUGGUGGUAGAGAUGGUUAUGGGUAUGGUAGUGGUUAUGGUGGUGGUUAUGGUGAUGGUUAUGGUUAUGGUGAUGGUUAUGGCUAUGGUGAUGGAGUUGAAAAGAAGGAAGAGAAAAGAAAUGAUGGAACUCACCAAUUUCCUUUGAGACCUGAAGCUGAAGAUUGUUCAUUUUAUAUGAAGACUGGGUCUUGCAAGUUUGGAUUCAACUGCAAAUUUAAUCACCCUAUUAGGAGGAAAAACCAGGCUGUUAAGGAGAAGGUGCGAGAAAGAGAAGAACCAGCAGAAAAGUCAGGCCAGACAGAAUGCAAGUAUUAUCAAAGGUCUGGGGGUUGUAAGUUUGGAAAAGCUUGCAAGUUCAACCACACAAGAGGGUUCGCAGCACCGAUUUCUGAACUUAACUUUCUUGGCUUACCUAUACGUCUGGGAGAGAAAGAGUGCCCCUAUUACAUGCGCACUGGCUCUUGUAAGUUUGGAUCGAACUGUAGGUUCAAUCAUCCUGAUCCUACAACUGUAGUAGGAGGUGAUACAAAAUCAGGAUAUGGUAAUGGAGGAUCCAUUUCAUUACAAGGUGUAUCACAACAAUCUGUUGCCCCAUGGUCUUCUUCAAGAAAGUUAAAUGAAACACCUUUUGUGCCAAUGAUGAUUACGCCUACUCAAGGACUUGCUCCACAAAGUUCUGAUUGGAAUGGAUAUAAGGCACCUGUCUACUUAUCUGAGAGGAUUGUGCAUCCAUCUUCUACAUAUGUCAUGAACAAGCCAACAAUUGAAACAAAUGUCUACAUGCACCAUCACAAGCAGAUAUCAGUUGAAGAGUUUCCAGAAAGGCCUGGUGAACCUGAAUGCAGCUUCUUCUUAAAGACUGGGGAUUGCAAGUUCAAAUCUAAUUGUAAAUUUCACCAUCCAAAGAAUCGGGUUGCAAGAUUGCCUCCAUGCAAUCUUAGUGACAAGGGUCUGCCUUUGAGACCUGACCAGAGUAUCUGCUCGCACUAUAGUCGUUACGGAAUUUGCAAAUUUGGACCAGCUUGUAGAUUUGACCACCCAGAAAACUCACUUCCCUUGAUUCCUGGACUCGGCCAACAAUCCUACACAAACUCAGCUAGUGUUCAGGUGACUGGGAUGGGUGGAAGUACCGGUGCAAAUGAUGUGACAAUUCAGCAGUCUGUGUAAACGUCUCUGUCAAGGUUCUAUCUUUUUGGUUACACAUCACACCCAGAACCUGUAGUUUUCUUCCUAAAACAUGAUAGAUUUAUUUAACUUUUAUGGCUCUGUCCAAUGCAAUACAAGUGUUGCAGAGAUAGCAAUAUAUCUAUAUAUGUCUGAAUAGAUUUUUUUCUAUGUAUUUAUUACAAGUUACAUCUGCAGAUUAUCUCUUGUUUCUGGUUUGUUUUUUCUCCUUUGGGAUUAAAGGUAGACUGGUUUGGAUGGUUGUGAAUGUGAAUUUUCUUGUUUA
This is a messenger RNA of Cicer arietinum (chickpea), 2106 nucleotides long. RefSeq names its product zinc finger CCCH domain-containing protein 67-like. Gene Ontology annotation, molecular function: metal ion binding; mRNA binding. NCBI's taxonomy places the organism in Eukaryota, Viridiplantae, Streptophyta, Magnoliopsida, Fabales, Fabaceae. The record is from RefSeq and is a predicted model, not a curated record.